Messenger RNA from Belonocnema kinseyi, 2020 nucleotides. Its product is annotated as esterase FE4-like. Bases 139 to 1842 code for a protein of 567 amino acids. The transcript is spliced from 8 exons. NCBI's taxonomy places the organism in Eukaryota, Metazoa, Arthropoda, Insecta, Hymenoptera, Cynipidae. The record is from RefSeq and is a predicted model, not a curated record.
ACAGGUUUCUCCAUUUUAUAUUGGUAAUCUAAUAAAGCGUGUGUUAAUAUGAAUAUUUCUCUAAAUUAAAAUUAGUGAAAUAAAAAUGCAACUAUUGUGUGUGUCUUUCAAGAAAAUCUUUGCCCAGGAAAUAACAUCAUGAGUUCUCAGUUCUUUAGUUUUAUUUGUGAACUAUUUUUCUGUUUCGGCCUCUUUUUUACUCAAUCUCAAUCGAUGGAUAUCAGCGAAAUUUCAGACAGCCAGCUCUUGAGUGAAAAUUUUGUCGGUUCUCCAAUAGUGCAAGUGAAACAAGGAAAUUUAAGAGGCUCUGUACAACCAAAUAUUGAUGGUGGACAAUACCUCUUAUUUUCGGGAAUCCCAUAUGCUCAACCACCUCUUAAAGAACUAAGAUUCAAAGACCCACAAUCACCGAAACCUUGGACGGGAAUCCACGAUGCUUUUGAAGAAAGUGUCAAAUCAAUGCAGUUUGAUGAAUUUACGAACGAACUCAUUGGUGGCGAAGAUUGUCUUUAUCUCAAUGUGGCGGCAAAUAACUUAACAGGGAAAAAACCUGUUAUGGUGUGGAUUCAUGGUGGUGGAUUUAUGGCUGGUUCUGGUAGCAGAGAUUUGUACAGUCCAGAUUAUCUUCUUAAACAUGACAUUGUUUUCGUUUCCAUCAACUAUCGUCUUGGAAUUUUCGGUUUUCUAAAUAUGGACAUUCAAGAUUGUCCAGGAAACCAAGGAUUAAAAGAUCAAGUUUUAGCCUUAAAGUGGAUUCAGGAAAAUAUAGAAGCAUUUGGUGGCGAUAAAAAUAAUGUGACUAUUUUUGGUGAAUCUGCGGGUGCUGCUGCGGUUCACUAUCACUGCCUAUCGCCCCAAUCAAAAGGAUUAUUUCACAAGGCUAUUAUUCAAAGCGGUGUAGUCGCAAAUACAUGGUCUUAUCAGCCUUCUAACAAGAAAAAAGCAUUUGAAAUAGCAGCAACUUUAGGCAAAACCACAUCUAAUCCUGAGGAACUUGUAGAUUUCCUUCGCUCUGUGAAUCCUGGAGAGAUUUUACAAGUUCAGGAAAGGCUGUAUCCACAGAGUUGGUUGAUGUACGACUUUAAUUUUAUUCCAACAAUCGACAGUAAAAGUGGAAAUCCAUUUUUGCCUGUCCAUCCUUCAGAAUUGAUGAAAAAUGAUAUUAAUAUUCCCUUGAUGAUAGGCUUUAAUAGCCAUGAAAGCAUAAUUCUUCUUUCAGGAGAACAGGAUAAUUGGUACACAAAACUAAACGAAGAGUUCGAUAAUAUACUGGCUUUCGAUUUGAAGCAGGACAUGAACAAAAUUUCUCACUUUUCUAAAGAAGUGAAAAACUUUUAUUUCAAGGAUGAGCCAAUCACAAUAAAACAUCGAGAAGAAUUUGUUCGAUAUAAAGGAGAUGUAGACAUUGUUAUUGGAACUCAGUAUAUAAUCGAGAGACAAAUGCAGAAAACUGCAUUUCCGACUUACGCUUACAAAUUUUCACUCAAUAUAAAAAAUUCUCUAGUGAAGAUAAUGCACAAGAUAGAUAUGGAAGGGGCAUCCCACACAGAUGAACUUUGUCUACUAUUUUAUAUGCCGAUUCUAGGCAAGGAUAAAAAAAUACAGAAAGAUACUGCUGAUUAUUUAGCGAUGCAACGCCUAACAAAAAUGUGGACUAAUUUUGCAAAAACUGGGAACCCUACUCCAGAAAUCAAUAAUGUGAUAUCAGAGAAAUGGUUACCAGUAAAUGGAACCCAGAAAUUUUACAUUGAGAUUUCUGAUCAUCUAGAAAUGAAAAAGAACCCAGAUGAUGAUUCUUGGAAAUUAUGGAAGUCGUUUGUUAAAGACUAUCAAUUAAUAUAGUUCCGCAGCUAAUCUUUCACUAUGAGUAGCUUAUAAUAUUAUUUCUAUUAUAGAGUUGUGAAUUUUUAUUCUUACACCUAAAAUCAACUAUUGUUCCUUAUUCACAUAAAUUACUCGUAAUUCAGUUUCCAUAAAAAAAGAACAUACUUGAAUGUCCUUUUUGUCAUUUGUUUAUUUA